CGUGGCUCCAUAGAAGACAUUCUCCAGUGUCAGGGUAGUGCCAUGUCUCACAUCCAUAUGUUUGCCUUACGAAAGGGUUCAAAAUAGCCCGGGCGCGUGAUGAAGCACUUCGGACACCCAAAGCGAAAUCUCCGAAGCGCGUUACCGACGCAUCUACCAAUGGGGUGUUAAUCGUAUAUGAGAAAACAUCAUACGUGACAGAUUCUACAUGGCCGUACUUUGUGCUACGGUUGGUGUGCAGAGAUACAGACGUGCCCAGGUGAUGAGGACUGGCGGACGUGGAGCGCAUGUACUUAGGUGUGCGGCAGCGCGGCAUUGUGCAGUAGUAAGGCCGACUGGCGUCACCGAAGCUGGAGCUCCAAAGCACCGAGCCGUCCAACGCCCCUCAACCCAACACAAACCUCAAUUCAGGCAGAUUCUGCGCAUGAUAUCUCAACAUGAUACUCAGAACGCUAUCGUUUCUUCCUCUAGCCAUCGGCGCUCUCACUACGGUUUCACUACCUCAGAAGCUGCUCGAGCCGUCCGUUCCUGAUCCAUCUACCUCAAAAGAUCUGCUACACCUUCACCGCAAGCUCGUAGAAAUCGAAUCCAUAUCCGGGAACGAAGAGAAUGUCGGCGAUUGGCUUAUCGAAUACCUCCGCGCGCACGACUGGACCGUCGAGAAGCAGGAAGCAUCAAAAGACCGAUACAAUGUCCUAGCCUACGGCAGCAAGCGCGAAACAACCAUCCUACUUUCUUCGCAUAUUGACGUCGUACCACCAUACUGGCCGUACUACUAUAAUGAGACGACCGAUGUAAUUGGUGGCAGAGGGAGUGUGGAUGCGAAAGGCAGCGUCGCGCCCAUGAUCAUGGCCGCGCAGGAAAUACGAGAGCACCUACAAGACGACAUAUCUCUGCUCUUCGUUGUCGGCGAAGAAACAGGCGGCGACGGAAUGCGCGCAUUCAGCAACUGGGACAAACGCCCAUCCUCGCACGAAAUCGUCAUCUUCGGCGAACCCACUGAGGCGAAGCUAGUCUGUGGACACAAGGGCAUGCUAGGCUUCGAGGUCAAAGCGACAGGCAAGGCGGCACAUUCAGGAUACCCGUGGUUGGGCGUGAGCGCCAACGAUAUCAUGGUGCAGGCACUGAGCGAGCUCCUCAAGCUGAGAGAACACCUCCCAUGGAGCACGAAAUACGGCAACACGACCAUGAACUUCGGGCGCAUACAAGGCGGAGUCGCAGCCAACGUCGUCGCCGAAACCGCAACCGCGAACAUCGCUACGCGCAUCGCAGCCGGCACCCCCGAUGUCAUACGCAGACAAAUCCUCAACGCGCUCGAAGACGUCAAGGCCUUUGCGCAGAAGGAAGGUGGCGAUCUGGACGUACAAUGGGGUGGCGAGGCAUACGGUGUGGUGAACAUAAACUGUGACAUUGAGGGCUUCGAGACAUUGACUGUCAACUAUGGGACAGACGUGCCGCAUCUCUCUGGUGACCAUAAGAGGUAUCUGUACGGCCCUGGCUCCAUCUUCGUCGCGCAUUCGGAUCACGAGGCGUUGAAGAGGAAGGAGUUGGAACAAGCUGUUUUAGACUACCGUCGUCUUAUUCUCAAGGCGACGGAGGUAAGGGAGAAGGAGCGGCAGAUGCAGGAUGACGAGCAGCUGGAAUUGUGAACUUUGGUCAAGUGAAGAAUGCGGAUGUAAAUUGUAAAUAACUAGAUACCCAAAUGCAACAAGUUUCCCUUUACGUCAGUUGUAGCCAGUUUGAUGUACCCCCACAUUUAG
Messenger RNA from Alternaria rosae, 1760 nucleotides. Its product is annotated as acetylornithine deacetylase. NCBI's taxonomy places the organism in Eukaryota, Fungi, Ascomycota, Dothideomycetes, Pleosporales, Pleosporaceae. The record is from RefSeq and is a predicted model, not a curated record. Gene Ontology annotation, molecular function: hydrolase activity. The coding region runs from base 438 to 1649 and encodes 403 amino acids. The transcript has a single exon.